Molecule: messenger RNA, 500 nt
Organism: Dibothriocephalus latus
Lineage: Eukaryota; Metazoa; Platyhelminthes; Cestoda; Diphyllobothriidea; Diphyllobothriidae
Source: the annotation of a GenBank genome assembly
GUCGCUAUAUACCAGAUGGACUUCAGACAUCCUGCAGCUUUGACUACCUCGCAUCCAAUGUCAAAAACUAUAUACACGUGGCUGGAAUGUUCAUUUUUGAAUUUCUGAUUUCCAUCGGCAUAAUUUUGUUUUGCUACAUUCGAAUCGUGCGGGUUGUCAGAAGAACCGCACGUGAAAUUGCUUACUUUCUGCGAACUUCCGUUGCCGGCAAAUGCAGAAGUAUGCAAUCAUCCGCCAAAACAUCGGCCAUCAUCAUUACCAUCUUCACGAUCUCAUGGCUACCCUACGCCACUCUGGCCUUCCUCUCUCUUAUUGGUUAUCGCCACCUCCUGACACCCAUCUCCGCCGAGAUAGCUCUGUUCUUCGCUAAGUCCAGCGCUAUCUACAAUCCAGUGGUUUACGCCCUCACGAAUGCAAAGUUUCGCGUAAGGUUGAUCAAAAGGAUGUCAUGCCUGACGCAGUGCUGUCAUUGCUGUAGAGAGCAGGUCACGAUUGCCUAA